ACCCAAUAUUCUCUAUAUCCUUUAUCCGCUAUUUCUUCACCUUGUAAUUCCGAAAAACAUGGAUCCCUUCAGCAUUACUGUUGGCACCCUUGGCAUUACAGGUUUUGCUCUAUCCAGCAUCGACCACCUCCGUGAUCUGAUUAGUAGCCUCGCUGAUGCUAAAGAAGUGGCCCAAGACAUCGCUUCAAACUUGGAGGCCAUCCAGCGCCCUCUUACCGCCCUAGAGCAACUCACAAUUUCUGACUAUGCGGUAUAUGCCGAAGCCAAAUCCGAUCUGGAAAAUACUAGGGUCGCAGAGGCUGUGAAUCGAUGCGGCCAAGCGCAGCACAAAGAUGCCUUGAAGCGCCAGGAAGAACUUCAAGAGGAACCAGAGGACGAGGAUGAUAACGGCGCACAACAAACUCUUGCAAUAAAAGAAGUUAAAGAGCAAUCACAUCUUCUAGAGAGUGAUUAA
Molecule: messenger RNA, 454 nt
Organism: Talaromyces stipitatus ATCC 10500
Lineage: Eukaryota; Fungi; Ascomycota; Eurotiomycetes; Eurotiales; Trichocomaceae
Exons: 2
Coding region: 59-454 (131 amino acids)
Source: RefSeq, a predicted model, not a curated record